Messenger RNA from Colossoma macropomum (tambaqui), 6789 nucleotides. RefSeq names its product LSM14A mRNA processing body assembly factor a (gene lsm14aa). Gene Ontology annotation, biological process: cytoplasmic stress granule assembly; P-body assembly. Bases 218 to 1504 code for a protein of 428 amino acids. The transcript is spliced from 9 exons. Gene Ontology annotation, molecular function: mRNA binding. The record is from RefSeq and is a predicted model, not a curated record. Lineage: Eukaryota; Metazoa; Chordata; Actinopteri; Characiformes; Serrasalmidae. Gene Ontology annotation, cellular component: P-body.
UCACUUCCCUGUGACGGGCUGCUGAAAAUAAGGGCGGCCAUGUUGUGUUGGUGAAGCGGAGCAGCUCGCAGUGACUGUGUCGAAAUUCACGUUAUUAAAUGAACUGAAGUGGUACAGACAGCGAUUUCUGCCUAUAACCAAACCUGCGGACUGAAGUAGGUCCCACGGACGGAAAUCGAUUACUUUUAACUGCAGUCUCGCCGACGUCUGAGCCAGAAUGAGCGGAGGAACCCCGUAUAUCGGGAGCAAAAUCAGCCUGAUCUCUAAGGCCGAGAUCCGCUAUGAGGGCAUCCUCUACACCAUCGACACCGAGAACUCCACCGUCGCGCUGGCUAAAGUGCGCUCCUUUGGAACUGAGGAUCGCCCCACUGACAGACCUAUACUGCCCAGGGAUGAGACAUAUGAGUACAUCAUCUUCAGAGGCAGUGAUAUUAAAGACCUGACGGUUUGUGAACCUCCCAAACCAACUUUGCCUCAGGACCCUGCUAUUGUUCAGUCUUCUAUGGGAUCUUCUUCUGCUCCAACAUCCUUCCAGUGUGGAAACUCUUAUGGACUGUUCAAACGGGCUCCUGUGGCCCCAUAUAGCCAGUUUACUAACAGCCCGUUGGUUUCACCCCCAUUUGGGGCUGUUGGAGCUCGCAGCAGUCCUCCCCUGGAGUCCUUGCAGAAGAGCCCGCUGCAGGAGCCGACAGCACCGCCAGCCCCGUCUGUGAGUGCUGCUGCUCCUGCACCGGUGGGCCGGAGGAGUCCUAUCGCAGCACGUCUGACCACAUCUGGUAACCAGAAGCCGCUGGACAUCCUGGAGCAGAGGAGGGGUACUGAAGCGCCAAAAGUGGCCACUCGACCCGAGUCUGAUCAGUCCAGAGGUGAAAACAAGGAUGCCUCUAAGCGGCAAGCAGCUGCUGGCCCACCAGCUCCCCGUCGUGGUCGUGGAGGAGGUCAUCGUGGGAGAGGGCGUUUCCCUGUGAGGAGAGAUGGACCAAUGAAGUUUGAGAAAGACUUUGACUUUGAGAGCGCCAAUGCUCAAUUUAACAAGGAGGAGAUUGACAAGGAAUUCCAGAGCAAACUUAAGCUGAAAGAUGAGAAGACAGAAAAGGCGGUGAAUGGGGAGGAUAAAGGUGACUCUGGGGUGGAUACUCAGAACAGUGAGGGUAAUGCUGAAGAGGAGGAUCCACUAGGCCCUAACUGUUACUAUGAUAAGUCCAAGUCCUUCUUUGACAACAUCUCCUGUGACGACACAAGGGAGAGGCGGCAGACCUGGGCAGAGGAGAGGCGGAUGAAUGCUGAGACAUUUGGGAUCCCGUUGCGUCACAACAGAAACCGUGGAGGCUUCCGGGGCCGUGGGGCCAUGGGAUUCCGUAGCAACCGCGGUCGUGGAGCACGGGGAUCGUUUGGAGCCUCACAUACAGGUGGCAGCGGUUUCAGAGGAGGGUUCAGAGGAGGCCAGGGAGGAAGGGAAUUCUCUGAUUUCGAAUACAGGAAGGACAACAAAGUAGCAGCAUAGUGCAAGAGAGAGCCGGCUCUACAAGAAGAUCUAACUCAUGGGGUAUACAUUUUUGGUCACUACUUUUGACUACAGGAAUGAAGAAAAAAAUUACUAGAUGUAUAUUUGUCACCAGCACUGGUAUAGACCACUUGAUAAGUGGAUGUAAAUGCAAUUUCUUUUCCAUAUCUUAUUAAAGAGUGGAAAUGUUUCCGCCUUUUCAAAUGUUAAUCUGACCAGAAUAUUUCCAGAUUGAUAAUUCUGUGUAUGUGCAUACUUCAGAGGGACUUUUUUUUUGUUUUUUUGUUUUCCCUGUACUAGAUUUGUAUUUAAUGAUCUGUUAGACAUAAAGUGACAGUGUACAUAUGCCCACAUACUGUGAGUACUUGAUCACUGAAAUAGCUUUAUUAUUGUUAUUAUUUUAAGUAUAACUUCCCUCUUUAGCACUAGAACAGCCAGGUCGGGUCUCAGUUACAGCUUUUUACUGUAUUUUUCUACUUACUUACAUUGUUCACCCGAGUUAGGUAGCAAGUGUGAUUACACUUCACCUGUUCAAACAACUAGUGUGCAUUGUUGGUUUUCCGUAAAUGCUUUUACUUUUGUGUUUAAUAUCUUAACAAACGUUUGUAUGUGAGGUUGUAGUUAAUGCAAACGUUUCUCAUCAAUGUGAGCUGUUAGAUAUGGACACAGGAAUGACUAUGUUGACUUGCAGUGGGUUUCACUACAAAGAUUUAAGCGUUAUUUUCUGGGCUUAGCUGCAUUGCCUCUGGAAAACUCAAAUCCUGAAAUGUUCAACCUUUAGGUGUCCUAAUGCCCAUGCCUUUAUAUGGCAUCAUUCAAUUUGUGUCUGCUUCACUGUGCACACCUACGUCAUAAUUGUGCCUGGCCGUCUGCCAUACAGUCAGUUGUAAGCUGUAAUCCAUGCAUUUCUGCCACCACUGUUCAGAUGACCGAUACUGUUAGGUGACCAAUAGAGUAUCUUCAUUUUCAUUGGCCUCUUCCAUGUGUGACUUGUUUCUGACAACAGGACAGUUAUUAGCUGAGUAUGUUUUAUAUCUACCACUGUAUGCAAAAGUUUGGGUGCCCCUGGUCAAAAUACAUGAAAACAUUUUCAGAGAAAUGCCAUAUUUAUGUAUGUUCCCUGCAGAGGACGUGUUAACUUAUUUCCACUUAGAAAAUCACCAAAACAAAUAAUUUGACCAGGGCUGUGCAAACUUUUGUAUGACUGUAACUACCUUUAAUAUACGCUAAUCUUUUACAGACAUGUUUAAAGCUAAAGCAUAUUAUGCAGCAUAAUUACCUUUUGUCAGUGACAUACAUAAUAAGAUUAGUUAGCACCAAGAGUGAGAUAUUAAAACACUCUUCUUGUUAAGUUGUAUAUAGACUUAAUCUUUAAGCAAAGCCUAUUUAUUAGAAACCAUUGUUGUCACUGGCAAGAUAGCUAUGUGGGAUACGAACGUUAUAUCUGGUUUCCCAUACAUGGAUUAAGUCUAGUCUUGAACAAAAGAAAUUCCGUAUUAAUGGUGAUUCAUUGGAAAUUCUUUAGUCCAAGGUUACGCCACAAAUUUUGGUCUUAAAACCUGGAUUUGUAAGUGUACAGUCUUGCUAUGCUUUAGUUAUAUUUGUAAGCGUUUGCAUGUACAGCUUCUAUAUAUGCCAUUUUAACUACACAUGUACAGUAACAAAUACAAGAACAAGUAAGCCUAGCAUGUAGUCAGGUUUCAUGUGCUGAUGAGAAUAUGCUGAUAUGACUUUGAUCUAGAUAUGCUUUAGUCAGUCAUCUCACUUGUGGUGCCAGAAUAGUUGCAUUGCUGCCUACUACUGGUCAUGUAAGGUAUGACAGACCACUGGCCUCAAGUACAAGGCAAGUGUACCUAAUGAAAAGUAUGAAAGCAUAUCAGUAUCAAAAUAAAAAUGAAAGUGGCAGUGUAAUCCUAAGUUUGAAUUUAAAUUUCCCACUCAUACAUGCAACUUUGGGCUCAAAAUGAAAAUUCAUUAAUUCCAUUUAUAUUUGCCGUUUGAUGCACUAGUAUCGAUGUGUCAUUUACACAGAUUUAGACGCUUCCAGUAGCUUUAUUUAAAUGUAUUUCCAGACAUACUGCGCUCAUUCUGAUGUGAUGACAGAUCAAUAUAUCCACCUCUGAUGCUCACUUUAUAAAGGAAGUCCCUGCAUGGCAUCAACUGGAAGCUCUGUGUCCAGCCUCACUUUCAGUCUCCGUUAUCAGUUUAUGAAAUGAAGCCCAAGUUAGCUUCUUUUCUGAAUUUUCCAGGUUCACCUUAAAUGGUGCUGCUGUAACCUUUGGGUGCAUUGAGGCUGCACUGUUUAAGGUGGACCCGAAAAUUUGAAAAAGAAGCUGACGAUAAGGAACCUAAGUUCAGCCUCGUUUUAUUAACCAGAUCAAUAAACCAGGAAACUUGGCCACACAUUCGAUUAAGCACUUUUUCAUGGGGUCAUGUAUAAAGACAUUAAGCAUUACCAGUCUCUGUAUUUCUGCUCUUUACCUUAUCUGCUCACGUAAGAGUAGCUAUAGACUCUUCGACUGCCGUGUCUUUAUAGAAAGCCUUUUCUCUGCGCUCUUGGACCCGGUCUGGUGGGAUGAUGGACGUGUUGGGAAGACCAGGAAAAUGAAAACGCAGUCUGGUCAAAUGCAUAUUCAAAGGCAUUUUGACACAGAGUGAUCGCAGUAUGUGAGAAUAUGUAAUUGCAAAGCGGAGAGGUGCUGUUUCCCAUUUAAAUUUGAAUUUUGACACUUUUCCGGCUUGGUGGUGUCUUUGAUAAUACAGUUUCAAAAACCUUAUUAGACAGUGCAAAUGCAUAUACGAUAAAUUGUAUUUUAAUUAUCAUUUUGACACCAUUGUUGCAUAAUCACAUAACGCAUGAAUAUGUAGUUCUGGAACUAUAUUUAACUUUAAAUGAAGCUACUCAUAAAGCAUCCAAAUCUCUGUGUAAAUGAAAUGUCAAUACUAGUGCACCAAAUGGCAAAUAUAAAUGGAAUUAUUGAAUUUGAAUUUUCACUUUGAGCCCAAACUUGUAUGUAUGAGUGGACAAUUUAAAUUCAAACUUAAGGUUACACUGCCAUUUUGCAUAUUACAUUUUUAUUUGAAUUUUGAAACUGAUAUGCUUCCAUAGAAAAAGCGCUUUAUCCCUUAUACAUUGCCAGAGUAUUUGCUGAUGCGUUAAAAACAGUUUUAAGAGAGUAUUAUAGUAGUCUGGGUACUUGCACAGAAGCUGCACUAGUUAGCAGUGUGGUGAGUAAGUGAAUGUAAUGUACAGAUUGGCCGUAUAUAAAAGAUUUGUGCCAUUGCAGAAGGCUGUUUAAUUAGUCAUUGCAUUCCUCUUGCAUUGCCUGUAUCGCUGUAUGGAACAAUGAGUGGCUGCUGUAUCUUUUAUAAUAUCAGUCGUCUAUUGUAUACAUCCUACGGAGUCUAGUUUCACUGGCAUGCUUACCUGUUGAAACUGGACUGGACUGGAUAUCAUAAUGUUUGAUUUAGCUGACUUUGGUAUGUACACGUUGUAAGUUCCUGUCUACACCUGUGGUGUGCAUUAUGUGCAAUCUGUUCAGUCCCACUUCCAAUGAGAUGUUUCACUGUGUGGGUUACUACUGCAUAUGAAGUCUUUAUUGUUCCUGCUAAAGAGGUUUAACAUUUUAAAUUUAUUCUGAUGCUGCAACCUGAUGAACUAAUGUCAUAAUUUGGUAACCUCAGUAUUAUGAAAUAUCUUUUCCAUAUUCAAACAUUAUCUGUUUACCUUAAGCUUGUGAACAUCACAUAGUACGGGGUAAGACAACCCAACAAACCAGACCUCUACUCUAUAAUCACUACACCCAGUGUAAACACUACUCUCAGUGCACUCAGCCAUAUACACUUACAGUUAAAGUGAAAAUACAGUCAGAAUGUUGGGGGGGAAAGAACAAAAGACAUAUUCAGACGUAGAAAAAUAAAGAUUAGGCUUGAGUAAAAGUAAUGGAAAUGUAGAGUGGAGCACUGUCCAGGUUUACUUGAAUGUAAGUGUAUUUAAUUCUUGGAACUAAGCUUUGCGCACAACUACACGCAAUACUCACUACUUACAAAUGAUCUGCUCGUUUCAUUUCCAUACGGCCUCUCUCAUUCAUGCAAGGUCUAAUUCAUCUGAAUUGUUAUUACCCAUUUUGCCUGUGCCCUUUUAUGUUCAUCAGUUGUUACUGUUUUGAAAAUAGAAAUUUGUCCUACAGGAAGAUUUUGGGCUGUAUUGUUUAAGGAUUAUGUCCCUAACUGAAUUGUGACAUUUCCAGAUGGUGGUGAUCUCUUAAUGUUUGCUUCAUCCAACUUCCCAUUAACCGCAAAUCAGUUUGGUGUACUUCUGUCAUGGGCGCUAGCACUACAGCAAUAAUUUUGACAUCUUGUUUCAACCGUCAUUGAACAACUGACAAUUCCUGGGUGCUGUAAAAUGCCAAUAGCAUAUUAAAGUGCAAGUAGCUACUUGUAGAUCAAAACCUGAUUCGAUUAGUGGGAAAUUGUUUAGAAAUGUCUGUCUGCACUCGUUUCUGUCCAGUUUCUCUAUCCUCAGAGGCUUACUGUAUUUUGAGCAUGGCUAACUUUAUAAAGGAGUUCUCUGGAUGUAAGCAUUUAUAAUGGAAUAGUCAAAAUAUUGUUCCAGAUUUUUUUCACAGUCUUAAGAACCUAUGGAAAAAUGUUCUUAUCAAUAGAUGCUAGCUUAUGAAGUUUUGCACACUACCUGAACAAGUAAGGGUUAUAAUGGAAUGUUCACUUUGGAUUUUGCCAGACGCUUUAACAGUGUUUUAAUGAAACAAUUCAAGAGACUCAGCUUUACCGUUUAAUUGAAAUGAUCUGUCAGAUUAGUCAUUACAUAUUCAGUGGCUUUAGGGAUGUAUUAUUUUUGAAGCUAAAGUAAAAUCCAGCUUUCUUACAGGUACACAGCGUCUGUCUAUAUAAUAUUCCUAGUAUGUGAAAGCAGAAUCAGGUCUUGCUGAUCCAUGAUCAGCGCUUUUAAUUUAGAGGUGUUUAAUACAUGUAUACAGACAUUCAGUUGCGUUCACAGUUGGACACCCAGGAAGCAUGCUGGUGUUGCCAGGAGCCACCAAAUCUCGACACAACGUAUGGCGAUGCUUGUGAGGCAAAUACUGUUACUGAAAUGUUCUGUGAUUGCGUACCACCAGUUUCUUUUCGUGUUGGUUUACCUUUGCAUUUCUUUCUUUAUGUACAUCUACAGUAACAUUUUUGUUCAUUUUCAGCCCCAGCAUGGGGGAUGUACCUCAGUGUAAAGAGGUUUUUACUCUGAGAUAAUAAAAAUAAACAGUUGUCCUUUA